Molecule: messenger RNA, 860 nt
Organism: Otolemur garnettii (small-eared galago)
Lineage: Eukaryota; Metazoa; Chordata; Mammalia; Primates; Galagidae
Gene: GPN3
Product: GPN-loop GTPase 3
Exons: 7
Coding region: 90-860 (256 amino acids)
Molecular function (GO): GTPase activity
Source: RefSeq, a predicted model, not a curated record
GGUUCGCCCUUUACGUUCUCGGAACUCAGUGGGCGUGGCGCGAAGGCUGAAGGAAGUGUGCCUGGCGGCUCCACGAAGCCAGAGCAGACAUGCCUCGGUACGCGCAGCUCGUCAUGGGCCCUGCAGGCAGCGGGAAGAGCACCUAUUGUGCCACCAUGGUCCAGCACUGUGAAGCCCUCAACAGGUCAGUCCAAGUUGUAAACCUAGAUCCAGCAGCAGAACACUUCAACUACCCUGUGAUGGCUGACAUCCGGGAACUGAUCGAGAUAGAUGAUGUGAUGGAAGAUGAGUCUCUGAGGUUCGGUCCCAAUGGAGGAUUGGUAUUUUGCAUGGAAUACUUUGCCAAUAAUUUUGACUGGCUAGAGAACUGUCUUGGUCAUGUGGAGGAUGACUAUAUCCUUUUUGAUUGUCCAGGUCAGAUUGAGUUGUACACUCACCUACCUGUGAUGAAACAUCUGGUCCAACAAUUAGAACAGUGGGAGUUCCGAGUCUGUGGAGUUUUUCUUGUUGAUUCUCAGUUCAUGGUGGAGUCAUUCAAGUUUAUUUCUGGCAUUUUGGCAGCCUUGAGUGCCAUGAUCUCUCUAGAAAUUCCACAAGUUAACAUCAUGACAAAAAUGGAUCUGCUGAGUAAGAAAGCAAAAAAGGAAAUUGAAAAAUUUCUAGAUCCAGACAUGUAUUCUUUGUUAGAAGAUUCUACAAGUGCCUUAAGAAGCAAAAAAUUCAAAAAACUCACUAAAGCUGUAUGUGGACUGUCCAAGCGCGCUGUACGCAUGCGCGACACUCCGAGCUCAGCCGAGGGCGCGAGCUCCCAGCGCCCUUUCAGGUUUGCGCAGCCGCAGCAGCCAGCCGCGGGACAGUAA